AUGAUGAAAAGGGGAGAUCCGGAUAGUAUCACAAAUUUGCUCUCAGAAGGUUUGCGUCUUGCAGUGGAAUAUGCAACCAAGUUGGAAUUGGUGAUUUCCGUCUCACUUCCUAUGGUUGGGGCAUUGAUAUCGCUCUGUUUCGAAGAAGCUUGUAACGGUUCCGUGAGAGGCGUCGACACAAUCGUCCAACAGGAUCUCCCCGUUGAUAUGACAAUUGUGAACUCGCAUAAAGACUUGAUGGAGCACUUUUUUGGUGUUUUGCGUGAACAUGUCAAUCAGUGGAUGAGUCACGCCCUAGGCCGUCUCUUCUCCGCUCCGCGUCUCGACCUGCCACUGGCUUUCAGCCUCGCGGUCAGUUUACCCUUUUCCGUGAGUGGCGCCCAACUGCACCAGAUCGUUGCGGCCAACCCUCGGGCUGCAAACAAGAUUCAGGUAAUCGCCUCAAUGAUAUUCAAGGCAGCCAACUAUUUCCCCGCUGAAGUCUCACAACAAAUGGCGGAAAAGGCUCAAUGCCUUUCUAUGAACGCUAAAUGGGACUCUGCUUUGCGUACAUAUGGAUUGCGCUUAAGCCGUCGUGAUCCUCAACCUGACGUUGUGCUUGGACAUUUACUGAAUAUUUUGCCUUCCCUCUGCCGCCAAUUUACUGUCACCACUCCGAUUUCGCUUGGCAGUGAAACUGCUUACUCCAAACCCCUGCCUCCCAUCAGUGAGAUAGUUGAAUUCUGCAAAGAUUUCCAUCAAGAUGUCCGAAAGGCUCUCCUCGAUCAUCUAGAGAUUCUUCUCCGGACAUUGUUCUCGCAAAAAUUCAGUGCAUCCGGUGUGGUCGAUGACCUUGCGAGUUUUAGGGAGUUUUCCAAAGCUAAAUUGAGUCGUGCAUCGGAUGUCCACAAAGCCCUCCUGCAAAUCGCGAUUUCGGACAGCAAUUUUAGAGAGGAGACUCUUGUCACCACUCUCAAGCGCAACUUGGCCUCAACCUCCCCAUACGACUACGAGCAGCUGUACUUUCUACUCGAUUGCAUUGGCUGCUACGAGGAUAUGGGUCAGGCUCCUAGGAUGUACGUCCUUCUAGACUUCCUCCAACAUUACAGUCUUAAGUCCACUCGAGAUGCAAUGUCUAGUCGGAGCGUAGCCGCAUCAAUCAAUGAGGAUUGGAAUCUGUCAGACAAUAUUCGCAUUGCGGUUGUGUCCAAUGGUCUCAAGACCCUGGGAAAAACGGGUCUUUUACGAUUAUCUCCCGGUAUCACCUUCUCAACUUUACCCGUUGGUGCCAAAUUCUUCAGCCACACUCUUGCUGCCGAUCGAGCAGCUGCAAAGGUGUGGGAGGAGGCGCUGGCCUGUAAACGCAUCAUACGCUCCUACCUGUCACGCGCCUAUCAUCUCUUGCUAACUGUGAAGGACAAGAUGAAACUUCUCAUGUUUCUAGGAGAGACGUUCUCGCAUUUUCAAGACGGCCCAAUUAAACUUAUGUUUUUAAAGAUGGCAGUACGUCUAAUUAAUGGCUGGGGAUUUCAAGAGAACAUCUCAAAUAGUGUGACGCACUCUCACUCAUCUUCCACCUUGUUCGCUGACGGAAGCACAGUCUCGUCUACGCGCUCCUCCGUGCAGGCUGGCGAACGUGUCUCCCAGUGCAUCAAAAGGGCUCUAGAGGAAGCCGAACUAUGUCGCCAGAAAUUGGCUAUCGAAGCUUGCCUCCAUCGCCAUUUUAUCAUUCGCUUUUGGCCUGACAUUCUCACCCGAGCCGCAUCUUCCUCAGUUCUCGUCGAUCUCUUGUUGAACAAGUCUUGCCUAGUUUACGGCUCGGACAGUCGCGAUCCGGUGGUGGCCUAUCACCGACGAGAGGAGGUUCUGGCGAUGCUAGCUGGCGCGUUGAGGGAGCUGCUCUCUCUGCAGGGUGUCAACUUCCACUCGUGGGCUCUUCAGGUGCUGUGGCAGCGUCUUCGCCUUCCAAAGUCCAUUCGUCCCCCCGAGGGAUCAGUGACCGAGUCCUCUGAUCACAGUGGCGGUGGGCCGGUUGACCUAAACGCCACAGCCAUCGUCUUUGAUCCUAACGGCUCGGUUCUUCUGCCUGGGGAAGAAGCUGAUCUUUCAUUCAAUACCACCAUUUCCUCGCCUAACACUUUUGAUAUCUGGAAGUCAGAGGGUCGUGGCGAGGUCGCUGAGCCAUCAGAGCGCGAUUUUGUGCUGGGGGAGGUCAUCAUCACAGCCGCUGCAACUGAGGGCGAUGGGGAUGACGAGAUACUUCGAAUUAUAGCUGAGUGGUGCCUAGUGCGUCCACUUUCCCCGGAAGUGCUACGGUCUCUCAGCCCGCAGGAGGUAAAGAAACGGUGGCGAGCUGUGCGAUUUAUCCUCCGUUGCCGCAAGUUGCCAUUCUCUGACCCCUCUGUAUCGCAGGUAGUCGAGUAUCUUCGUACUCUCGCUGAGAUCGCCAAACAGAAGUGA
This is a messenger RNA of Hydatigera taeniaeformis, 2439 nucleotides long. Lineage: Eukaryota; Metazoa; Platyhelminthes; Cestoda; Cyclophyllidea; Taeniidae. The record is from the annotation of a GenBank genome assembly.